AUGGAUAUGUCCAAAGUUUUGCCAGACGAGUGCCUAGCGCAUAUCAUCUCCUUAACAUCGCCGCAGGAUGCGUGUCGAUUUGCACUGGUCUCUCAUAACUGCCAAUCAGCUGCCGAUUCUGAUGUCGUUUGGGAAGGAUUUCUGCCGUCCAAAUAUCUUGAGAUCGUAUCCAGCACUACAUCAUCCUCACAGCUAACUUCUUUAUCCAAGAAGAAACUUUAUCUCCAUCUUUGUAAUAACCCCAUCCUUAUCAACAAUGGUAUCAUGAGCUUUGCACUAGAGAAGCAAAGUGGGAAAAAAUGUUACAUGGUUGGAGCAAGAGGACUUUCAAUUAUUUGGGGAAAUAGUCCUGACUAUUGGACAUGGAAACCCUUACCAUACCAGUCUAGGUUCUCUGAAGUGGCUGAGCUUAGGUUUGUGUGGUGGCUCCAUAUCAGGGGGUGGAUAGAGACUAAAAUUUUGUCUCUGAAAACAACCUAUGCGGCUUACUUUGUGUUUAAGUUCACUGAUUACAAAUCUGGUUUUAGUGAGAGACCUGUUGAACUGAGUGUCAAUUUUGAAGGAAGUUUGGGAGGAGAAAAUCGCCAUGUGUUCCUCGAUGUCCCUCCAGAGUUUGAUACGCCACGACCGCCUCGGGAGAGAGGUGAUGGGUGGAUGGAGAUUGAGAUGGGUGAGUUUUUCAAUGACAAUGGAGAUAAUGGCAGUGUGGUGUGUGGUCUAAGGGAGGUUGAUGAUUACACCUCUAAGCAUGGUCUCAUUGUUGAAGGAAUAGAGUUUAGGCCUAAAGAGGGUAGAUAA
Molecule: messenger RNA, 798 nt
Organism: Dovyalis caffra
Lineage: Eukaryota; Viridiplantae; Streptophyta; Magnoliopsida; Malpighiales; Salicaceae
Source: the annotation of a GenBank genome assembly